This is a messenger RNA of Physella acuta, 2926 nucleotides long. RefSeq lists its product as uncharacterized. Gene Ontology annotation, molecular function: cysteine-type endopeptidase activity. Lineage: Eukaryota; Metazoa; Mollusca; Gastropoda; Physidae. Gene Ontology annotation, biological process: proteolysis. The record is from RefSeq and is a predicted model, not a curated record.
GGGUCACGGAGUAAGGAGAUUUUCCCGCAGUUAUUUUUGUUUUAUUGAUCACUCCAGUAGACCUGGUAGGGUGCGACUCGGUGGGUGUCACCGGUAAGACAAGGUGUACUGUUUUACCUGAGCAGGCGAAUCAGACAAGGUGUACUAUUUUACCUGAGCAGGCGAAUCAAACUCGUGUCAUUAACGUUCCUCCUGCAGGUAGUAAAGCUGACAAUAGAAGCUCUCGUGAAACACAAGAUUAUUAUCUAAGACAAGUUAGAUACUGGAGUCUCUGAUUGCAGAGGUUCGAAUAAUUUCUGGGAGAUAUGGAUGACGAGGCGGAUAUAAAAAUAUUUAGAAACGGAAUAAAUAAAAUAAAGAAAUGCUUUAGGGUAGACAAGCCAUGUGACCCGCCGGAUAUACUCACCCUCACAAAAUUCACACAACAAUCACGUGACCCAAUAGAUCGACCAAUCCAGCGAUCAGUUGAAGGCACCAAUCAGCUGCCAGAGACAAGUCCACGUGACGAUGACGUGUAUGACUUCAGCCAUCCACGUCGAGGCAUUGCCGUGAUCAUCAACAACGAGAAGUUCCAGACCGAGAAAGAUCGAGAUGGUUCCGAGGUUGAUGCUCGAGCCCUACAGGUCACGUGUGAGGAGCUGGGGUUUGACGUCAGGGUUUACGUCAACAAAACAGCCAAGCAGAUGAUGACUCUUCUGUGGGAAGUGUCCCGACUCCCAGACCACGCCCACGCCGACUGUUUCCUCUGCGCUGUUCUGAGUCACGGGGACGAGACCUGGACGGGACCCACCCGUAAAGACAUGAUCUACGGCACCGACGGGGAGGGGCUGGCCACUGACCAGAUACUGGAACUCUUCAACGACAAAUGGUGUCCGGCGCUUAGAGACAAGCCACGCCUUUUUUUCUUACAGGCGUGUCGGGGUGACAAGGAGGAUGACGGACAGCUGAUGACCUUGACCCAGCCCAUCCCAACCAGAAGCCUAGGGGUCUACCCCCGGAGGCUCCACGUCGCUGGGUCGGGCCUGUACUACGACAUGCCCGAUCGAAUGCCCUGGGUGCCAAGUUUAGGCCCAGACGUGUCAGAUUCGGUGCCAGAAAAGGCGGGAGAGAAAAAAUGUCUGAGGGACCUGCGAAAGUUGGCCGUCAAACCCCCGACGUUGUACAAAGAUUAUCUGGUCAUGUACGCCACGCCUCCAGGCUACCUGUCAUGGCGGCGUGACACCGGAAGUUGGUUUAUCCAGUCGUUAUGUCGUCAGCUCAGGAGCGCAUGCGUGAUCGACGGCAGAGUUCCGCUGGUGAAGACGUUAACUCGGGUUUGCGGAGUUGUAGCCUUGGAAUACAAGACCGGCCAAUCCAAGAAAGAGAUGCCCGUUAUAUACUCAAUGUUAGUUAAAGAUGUUUAUUUCAAUGUGAAACCACAGACGAAGAACCACAGAAACGCUUUAAUAGAAUACUAUGGUUUAGUUUCAGAUUGUUUGGGCCGUCUCAACAAAUCAGUUCUUUGUUACAGCUUUGGUGGCCCUAAAAUACGGAGUAAAGAAAGAAAUCAGUCAACUGGAGAACGACGUGAUCGACGUAUAUUGGUGAAACAGAGACGUUUCCACAUGGAGGACACAGCUGAAGGGAACCUAUUUACUAGUUGCUUUAGGGGAGAUAAAUCUCCAGACUCAGCUGACAGAACUGGACACCAAUCACGUGAUAAACCAGCCCAGGGACCACCCAGAGGCGCCAAUCUGCUGCAAGACAAAUGCCCGUAUGUCGACGAUGUGUAUGACUUUACUCAUCAACACCGUGGCAUCGCCGUGAUCAUCAACAACGUUAACUUUGUAAAAACAGGCCAGCCUGAUGAUCUAGAUGACAGAUCCCCGUCCAAGAAAGACGCACAUUUGCUGAAGAAAACGUUAAAAAAACUAGGGUUUGCGGUUAAGUCUCACAAGAAUAAAUCCGCUGAUGAAAUAGUAACUCUUCUUAUAGAAGUCUCCAAACGGAAGGAGCACGCAGACGCAGACUGUUUUGUCUGUGUGAUUCUCACCCAUGGGGGAGAGGCGCGUCCAGAAAAAAAUGGCCAGCAACCGAGAAAGGACGUGAUAUUUGGCACCGACGGAGAAACUGUCGACACUGCCGUGGUAAUUGAUAUAUUCAGUGAUGACAUGUGUCAGGCACUAAAAAAUAAACCACGACUUUUUUUCAUACAGGCGUGUCGUGGUGCCAAGAAGGACGCAGGUCAAUAUUUGCUCCUUAGUAAACAUCCUGAUGUGUUACUAGGCAGUAAAGCAACUAAAAAAGUUGAACCUAGUUUGGAUAAACCCGACACAUUACCUGGCAACGAGGAAAAAGUUGAACCUAGUCGAGAUCAACCCGAUACGUUACCUGGCAGUGAGGAAACUAAAAAAGUUGAACCUAGUCGAGAUCAACCCGAUACGUUACCUGGCAACGAGGAAACUAAAAAAGUUGAACCUAGUCGAGAUCAAUCCCAUACGUUACCUGACAAUGAGGAAACUAAAAAAGUUGUAUCAGUCACCCAACCACCCUUGUACAAAGACCUCCUAGUUAUGUAUGCAACACCUCCAGGAUAUUUGGCGUGGCUGCGAGAAAAUGGGUCCUGGUUUAUACAGAUUUUAUGUAGAGAACUCACAAGUAAAGAUGUGAUCAAUGGUACUGUGCCCUUGAUGAAAACACUGACUCGGGUGUCUGCCGGUGUGGCGAAUGAAUACAAAAGCAGCGAAGAAAAGAUGAAGCAAAUGCCUGUUGUUUAUUCCAUGCUCAUUAAAGACGUUUAUUUCACGCAGAAAAAAUGACCAAUGCAACAGAGUGACCAUUUUUGUAUUUAAAAAAAUUAAUUAAAUAACAUUAAAAACCAGCGCAAGAAAUAAGAAUCUGUUUCAGUUUGCUGGGUAUAGUGUAAUUUAAACUAUUUAAUUUUUGG